Molecule: messenger RNA, 685 nt
Organism: Neopsephotus bourkii (Bourke's parrot)
Lineage: Eukaryota; Metazoa; Chordata; Aves; Psittaciformes; Psittacidae
Exons: 3
Coding region: 1-648 (215 amino acids)
Source: RefSeq, a predicted model, not a curated record
AUGCGUUUGCAGGCGCCCUGCGGCUCUCAGUCCGGCUCGCGCUUUUGGAAUAACAGUAAUAAAAUUAAAAAAUAUAGCGGAAAAAAGCGCCGCGGAGCCCUGCACUGGUCCCUGCCGCUGGGGUGGGGGAGGGCGCGCAGGGAGAACUCAGUGUCUCAGCCCGCGACGAGCCCCGGCCCCAGCGCUCCGGGGGUGCGACCUUGUUGCUGCGAUUUUCCUAAAUCCUCCCCCGGCCGCGCUCGGCGCCCCUCUCCCUCCCUCGUUCCCUCCCUCCCUCUCCGCCCGCUCGCCCCCGGCCGUCUCUGUCCCUUGGUCGCCCCGCCGCUGCCCGGGGAGGGCGACGAGUCCCUGUUUAGGCUGGCCGCGGGGGCCGGGGGGCGGCCGGCCGGGCGCGGUGCGGGUGCGGAGCUGGAGCUCGGCUGGCGGGCGGGUGUACUCCCCGCGGCCGGCCGCGCUCGCUGCCGCCUUCCCCUGCACGCACGCACUUCGCGGAGCAAGAGGACCACUAAGAAGGUCUAUUCACAAGCCCCUGCCUGGUUUGGAGCAGCUGCUGGCGAGUUGAGGAGCCCUGGUCUGAUCCUGAACCACUCCCAUGAAAAUAGUUCAAGUUCAUUCUCAGAGCUGUUGUCAAAACAGCAGCACCCUUGAAACCACUGCCUUCCAUGCUUGCAUCGGAUGAAAAAUA